AUGGCUUCUUCCCAAGACAAGGUCCAGCACUACCUUGGCCAGCUCGACAAGGAGCUGUCCAAGUAUCCUACCCUGCAGAACCUCGAGAAGCAGACCAAUGUCCCCAAGACGUACACCGUCAUUGGCGUCAUCACCUUGUACUUCUUCUUCAUCGUCUUCAACCUCGGCGGUCAGCUCCUGACCAACCUGGCCGGCUUUGCCAUUCCCGGAUACUACUCGCUCAAUGCCCUCUUCACUGCUAGCCAAUCUGACGACACCCAGUGGUUGACCUACUGGGUUGUCUUCUCCUUCUUCACCGUCCUGGAGAGCCUGCUUAGCGUCGUCUACUGGUUCCCCUUCUACUACACCUUCAAGUUCGUUUUCCUGCUGUGGCUCGCUCUGCCCACCUUCAGGGGUGCCGAAAUCGUCUUCCGCUCCUUCCUGGCUCCCACGCUUGGCCGGUACUUCGGCGGCUCUACCGCCCCUGGCCUGCGUGCUCAGGCCGACAAGACCGAGUAA
Diaporthe citri is the source of this 498-nucleotide messenger RNA. RefSeq lists its product as uncharacterized. NCBI's taxonomy places the organism in Eukaryota, Fungi, Ascomycota, Sordariomycetes, Diaporthales, Diaporthaceae. The transcript has 5 exons. The record is from RefSeq and is a predicted model, not a curated record. The coding region runs from base 1 to 498 and encodes 165 amino acids.